Messenger RNA from Rhopalosiphum padi (bird cherry-oat aphid), 6333 nucleotides. Its product is annotated as protein abnormal spindle-like. NCBI's taxonomy places the organism in Eukaryota, Metazoa, Arthropoda, Insecta, Hemiptera, Aphididae. The coding region runs from base 380 to 6202 and encodes 1940 amino acids. Gene Ontology annotation, molecular function: protein binding. Gene Ontology annotation, cellular component: spindle pole. The record is from RefSeq and is a predicted model, not a curated record. Gene Ontology annotation, biological process: spindle organization; establishment of meiotic spindle localization; mitotic cell cycle. The transcript is spliced from 15 exons.
GGAACGGUUAUUGUACAAUGACUCCGCCUCCCUCUCGGCGACAACAACAAGUAACUACAAAACUACAACGGCGGAAAUUUAACGGUUUUCUUCAGUGGCUCGGGCCAAUUAUGAUUUUGAUUUCUUUCCGUUUUCAUUUAUAAUCUUACAACAAACGAUCGGUAAAGUAACGACGGCUUCGAAUCGCGACGUUUCGUUAUGAUAUAAAUUGUUUUCUAUAAUAUUAUUAGUCUUACUGGUUGUGUUAUUUUUUUUAAUUUUGUGAUGUAGAACGAUCAGUCAUCUAGUCGUGAGAUAACGUACCUACCAAGGUCUACUCAUUAUCCUUCUUAAGUUUGAUUCCGUUCGUUUUUAAGAUUCGUAUACAGUGACAGUCGAGAUGUCUCAAUUUGUUACUGAAUUUUCACCUCCCGUGAAAUUUAAAUCAAAACACGAAGAUGAAGCCAAUACAGUACUUGACUAUUGUAUGGUAUUGGCACCAUUUCAAAAGCAGACUCAAGUAGAAUUCUCAAACAUAAGAAUUAAAGAAACAGCCAUUAGAUUUUUAACAGUUGUUAACUUGUUUGACAAACCUAGACAGUUUAUUUUACCUUCUUCAAAUGAUGGUAUAUAUUUUGAUGUUUAUGAAUUCACCUUACAACCAAAUUCACAACGUAAGAUAUCCAUUACCUGGCAACCAUCUGUAUAUGGAAACAUGCGAAAAUUGAUCAGAAUAGAACAAGUAGAUAACAACCGAAAAUAUGAUUUUGUUAUUUUUGGAAAUUGUAUUGAUCCUUUACAGAAGAAACUAAAAGGUGCUUCAGUAACAUUUGCAAAGUCUAAAAAUACAAAUUUGACUAAAAAAAGAUUUAAUAGUGGUCAGAACAAAAUAAUCUUGAAUAAAACAAGAUUUGUUAAUUGUGCAACAGAAAGAGUUAUUUUAGUUGAUAAUGCUACAAAAAUAUCUGAACCUAUUAGCGCUGUAGCUUUAGAAUCGCCUAUGAGACGGCAAACCUAUUCAAUUGGAGAGAAAGAAAAUAUACCAAAUUUGGAAAACAAUAUGGUUGGCCAAGACAAAAUCUUCACCAGUUCUGAGUAUAGUCUUAAACAUUCAGAUAAAAAUUACCAAAGUACCACAUUCAAUAAUCCUUUAAAAACUCAAAGUGCAAAUUAUGACAUAAUGACUGACGAUUCACUAGAUGAAUCACUCGAAAAAUUAAUUAGUACUAAUUCUCCAUUUAAUGACUUCUUUUUGACUCCAUUAAAAAGUACUGAAAACUUAUUAUCUCCAUUCAGUACCACAAAAAAAUGUAUAAGUCUUAAUAUAGCUGAUGAAAACACAUCAUUCAAUACAUCACCAUUUAAGCCAAUAGAUGCUUCAACUGCAGCUAAAAUUUACACUCCUGAUAAUAGAAAACCAACUAGAAUAUCAGUAAAUCUUUGUGAGAAAUUUGAAGAAAUACCAAAAAAUAAAUUUAAUAUUGAUGAUACAACUUUUACUAAAAAUAUCAACCCAAACAAAUUUGCUCUGCCUCUAAAAGUUGAACAAUCUUUCAACAUAUCACAAAAUCAUGAACAGUCUAUCACUCGGACACCUAUGCAUCAUACAAGAAUUAUUUCGAGCAAUACUAAGCCCAAAAGACCAUCAUUUGUUAUUAAAAAUUCUCCUUACUACAAAUGUAGCCCGAAAUCAUCAAUGAUCUCUAAGAAUAGAUUGAAACAAUACAGCAUUCUUAGUCCACGGACUAAACAUUUGAGAACUCCAAAGUUGGAUAAAUGUGAUCAAUAUCUCAAAUGCUUAGCAAAUCCAGAACUUGUAUAUCACAAUAAUGCUGAAGAUCCUUUUUUAAAAAUGUCUCAAUAUUAUGAAUCUGAAUGGUUAGAUCGCCAAGAAUCUGAUAUGAUUCGAUGGUUAAAUGCACUGCUUAUGCCUACUGAUAAGUUGGCAGAUGAAGAACAAGUAAAUGAUUUGGAGCAAGCAGCAGUAGCUUGGGAAGAAGCAUCUAAAAAAAGCCAUAGAAAUAAACCUAUGCAAUUUGCUACUCAAAAAGAUCUUUUUGUAUCUCAAAUAUACAAACAGUCUCCACAGCAGUGGAGCGCAUUACGGAAAGCAACUACAAAUCUUAUUACAUCUACAAAUGUUGCAACUGUUUUAUCAAAAUUGACCAUAUCUAUAGAAAAAGAUUUUAUAACAGUUCGAGAUGAUCGUCAAAUACAUUUGGAUUUAAAUUUAAAGAAAAAAAUUACGGAUCUGUUAAAAUGCUAUAAUCCACUGUGGUUACGAAUUGGUUUGGAAGCAGUGUAUGGUCAAAUAAUUCACAUAAAUUCUGGAUCCCAUGACUUAGAUGGUCUUGGAUGGUUUAUACGUAAAAAUUUGUUUAAUAAUGAUUACAUUAAACAAAAGUUUACCAAAGCUUCUGUUCUUCAAGUGAACCUUCCCACGUACAAUAUUGCCAUGAAAAAAUUUAUCUUGAGAAAAAUAUUUAUGCUUGUAUAUUUUUUGGAUCGUGCUAAAGAACAGCAAUUGAUUAGACAUAAUCCAUGUCUUUUCAAAAUAGAUUCCCCUUAUAAAAGCAGCCAUGAUUUCUUGAUGGGAUUUUGUGCUGACAUGGUAACAGCAAAUGGUGAUAUAAAUCGUCGGCUACGUAGUAUUGGCUACAACUUGACCCAUAAACAAACCCAUUUGGAUGAAGUUAAUUAUGCUGUUAAAUCAUUAAAUGACCUUAGGGAUGGCACUAGAAUCACUAGAGUUGUAGAAAUCUUGUUUAAAGGAGAACCACUGUCGCAGAAACUAAGACUUCCUGCUAUAUCGAAAUUGCAGAAAAUUCAUAACGUUAAUUUAGCAUUAACAAGGAUAUCCGAACAUAUUAGUAUUGAGGGAAAUAUAAGCACUCGUGACAUUGUAAAUGGUCACAGAGAAAAAAUGUUAUCGCUAUUCUGGCAAUUAAUUUAUAAGUAUUUAACUCCUCGGUACAAUAAAGCAGCAGUAACAAUUCAACAUUGGUGGCGAAACAAUAACCUCAAUUUAGUAAUUAUAAAAAGAAUUAGAGCUAAACAAACUUUUAAACGACACUUAGCUGCUACUAAAAUACAAGCUACUGUCCGUGGUUAUUUAACCAGAAAACAUUGGCCUUAUAAGCAAGUAGAAUUGAUUGCAAACCGUGAAAAGUUACAUCUGGCGUCAACUAAAAUCAAACAAUAUCUACAAGAUAAACUUAAGCUUUUAACUGAAGACCGAAAACAAUAUAUAAUUUUAAGAAGAACUACUGUAUUUGUGCAAAGAAAAUUUAGAUCAAAAAUAGCAAUGAAAAGAGAUCGACAACAGUAUAUAAAAGCUAAAAAAUCAGCUUUACUAAUUCAAAAAAUGUAUCGUGGUUUUAUGAUAAGAAAAAACUGGUCACAAAUAAAAGAUUCCCUUAUAAUAGAAAAGAUAAAUCGAAUUAAUGCUAUAAAUAUAAUCAAACGAUCUCUAAGAAAGAACUUGCCACCAACUGAAGACGAAUUGUACUAUAAAAAAUUAAUACAGGUAACAUUGGCUGUUCAAAGAAGAUUUAGGGCAAAUAAUCUGAUGAAAGUACAGAUGAAAGCAUUUAUUAACUUAAAGAAAAGUGCAAUAGUCAUACAACAAAAAUUUAGAGCAAAACAAGCCAUGGUUAAACAAAAAGAAGACUAUUUAAAACUUAAAAUGUGUACACUCAAGUUGCAAGCUGUUACUCGAGGUUAUAUUGUGCGAAAACAAUGGCCUGUAUUACAUGCUGAGUUACAAGCUAAUAGAAUGCGUUUAAUCAUCUGUAGUAAUAUUAUUAAGAGAACGCUCAGAAAUAAUCUUCCAUUAACAGAAGACCGUAUUAAAUUUCUCGAUUUAAAAAGAUCUGUCAUUAUUGUACAAAACCGAUUCCGUGCUAUGAAAGAAAUGAAACUGCAAAGACAAAAAUAUCUAAAACUUAAAAUAAUAACUCUUAAGCUACAAAGUUUAGCUAGAGGAUAUAUAGUAAGAAAGCAAUGGCCAUCUUUAAGAAAUGAAUUAGUAAUAAAACGUCAAUAUUUGAUUAAUUGUAGCAAUAUAAUUAAAAGGGCUUUGAGGAAAAAUCUUCCAUUAACAGAAGACCGUAUUAAAUUUCUCGAUUUAAAAAGAUCUGUCAUUAUUGUACAAAACCGAUUCCGUGCUUUGAAAAAAAUGAAAAUGCAAAGACAACAAUAUCUAAAACUUAAAGCUAUAACACUUAAACUGCAAAGUUUGGCCAGAGGAUAUAUAGUAAGAAAGCAAUGGCCAUCUUUAAGAAAUGAAUUAGUAAUAAAACGUCAAUAUUUGAUUAAUUGUAGUAAUAUAAUUAAAAGGGCUUUGAGGAAAAAUCUUCCAUUAACAGAAGACCGUAUUAAAUUUCUCGGUUUAAAAAGAUCUGUCAUUAUUGUACAAAACCGAUUCCGUGCUUUGAAAGAAAUGAAAAUGCAAAGACAACAAUAUCUAAAACUUAAAGCUAUAACACUUAAACUGCAAAGUUUGGCCAGAGGAUAUAUAGUAAGAAAGCAAUGGCCAUCUUUAAGAAAUGAAUUAGUAAUAAAACGUCAAUAUUUGAUUAAUUGUAGUAAUAUAAUUAAAAGGGCUUUGAGGAAAAAUCUUCCAGUUAAUAAGAAUCGUUUAAGAUUUCUCGAGCUUAGAAGAGCUACAAUUAUUAUUCAAAGUAGAUUCAGGGCUAAUAGACAAGUUAAAGAGUAUCAGAUAUUGCGUAAUAAUGUUAUCAUGGUUCAAAGAAGAUUUAAGGCUAAUGUGGCUAUGAGACAACAAAAAUGCAUUUAUGUAGAUACCAGAACAAAGAUUAUUCAACUGCAAGCAUUCUUCAGACGACAUUUGGUGCUUAAAAAAUGGCCAGAGACUAGAUGUGAAUUAGAAACUAAUAAGAAACGUUUAAUUGCUGCUAGUAACACAAUAAAGAAGUUCCUGCGCCUAUGCUUGUUACCCACUCCGGAUCGCUUAAGAUAUAUAAAAUUAAGACAGUCUGUGAUGAACCUCCAAGCAAGAUAUCGAGCCAUUGUUGCCAUGAAAUCAGCAGAACGUGAAUAUUUAUUAUUAAAAUGUAGUACAAUCACAUUACAAAGACAUUACAGAGCACGUAAAGCCAUGUUGGUGCAAAAACAGCGAUAUGAGCUUCUGAAAAAGUCCACAAUCAUAUUGCAAACUCAUGUUAGAGGAUAUUUGGCGCGUAGACGUUGGCUUCAGUUAAAAGAUAAUAUGGAAGUUGAACGUAGACUAGCGCUUGAAACUUUAGAGUGCAAACGGUUGUUAGCUGGCCAUGCGUUCCUAUUUGAGUUGAAAAUGAAAAUGCGAGCUGCCGUUCAGUUACAAAUUUGGAUCAGGAACGUAAUGUUAAACCGUAAACAUUUACAGAAAAAGAAUGUUGCGGCAUCAAGAAUACAAGCUAUGGUCAGAGGAUUUAUGGUAAGAAAGAGAUUACCCAAGAUCAAGGAAGAAUUACAUAUUCAAAAACUUGUGCGGGCUGCAACUUUGAUACAGGCUAUAUGGAGAGGUUAUACUGUUAGAAAGAGGUAUCAGUGUAGACGAGAAACAAUUAGAAUUCCCAAAAAAGGUGCUCUCACAUUAGGCAAACGACACAAUGACGUGGUUGAUGUAUUAAACAAGCAAAAAAGAAAUGAAUAUUCUUAUCGGGAACUUACUACAGUUUUCUGGAAUUUAGAUACAUGUACAACCUUAUCCAAAGAAUUAUGUUUGAAGACAUCAGAAGGUACGAUUGUUGACUACAUGUUUCACUUUUUGCAUUAUUCCAAUCAGUCUCAGCCUAGUCUUGAAGCAAGGGAGCCAGCCAUCCGCGUGUUAACAAAUCUACUUAAGUAUCACGAAACCUCUUGGCACAUCUGGGUGAGAACCGUAAAUGCUGACAUGGUCAAAGACCUGAUCAAAAUGAUGAAAACAUGUUGUGGAAAAAUCAGUGGCAAAAAAUUGUAUUGUUCAAUCGCUACUUGGCUCUGGAUAGCUCUACAAGACCCUGAAAAGAAAAUUUACAUCAAAAAAAUUCCAUCUGCUAUAGUAGAUAUAAAAUUCAUGAUGGAUACUUUGAAAAAGAGAUACACAAUAUCUAAAGUAGACAAGAAGACCAUGGUGUUACCUUCGACGCGGCCUACAUGGAGUAUUGGCUCUAAAUGUCAAAAGUGUUUUGAUUCUGACUUCUUUGCAACAAUUGAGAUUUGCAAACUGUUGAACAUUUAGAAUAAUUAUUUCAUAUUUCUUACUUUUUUUCUAUUUACCAUAACUUUUUAUUAUUAACUGUUGAUUUUUUUUCUUUAUCUGUGUAUUAUAAUUAUUACCAUAUUUUAGGAAUUAAAAUAUAUUAUUUUACA